Dibothriocephalus latus is the source of this 342-nucleotide messenger RNA. The record is from the annotation of a GenBank genome assembly. NCBI's taxonomy places the organism in Eukaryota, Metazoa, Platyhelminthes, Cestoda, Diphyllobothriidea, Diphyllobothriidae.
AUGCCGUCAUUUGAUGGAGAAUGCCCCCUUCCGUCGCCACUCCUGACUAUGGACGAGUUCGAGUCCUUCGAAGUGAAACUCCAGGACGAGGACUAUCGGCAGCAGUCGGUCAUAUUCAUGCUGUUAAAAUUAACAUUGCCCAUUCAGGCUGCCUUCCUAUGUACCCUGGGCGGAGGUCGAGUCCUCGAUUUCGUAAAAAGGAUUUUCGAACCUCUGUUCGGCAACCGCCUGUCGGCUGAAUUUAAUCUGACUGGCACACAUAAUCGACGUCACUUCCAGCGUACGCGGUCAUACGCACUGCUGGACGGUAGGCUUCACAUUAAGUUAACUGUCUUCCUGUAG